This is a messenger RNA of Salvelinus sp. IW2-2015, 3321 nucleotides long. NCBI's taxonomy places the organism in Eukaryota, Metazoa, Chordata, Actinopteri, Salmoniformes, Salmonidae. The record is from RefSeq and is a predicted model, not a curated record.
AUGGUCUUUUACUGCAGUGUGUUCGCAACUCCAGUACCCCAACAGCCCAAAAGCUCCAGUCCUCCAGUACCCGGCAGCACAGCCCAACUCCACUUCUCCCAAUACCCCCAACAGUCCACUCCAGUCCUCCAGUAUCCCCAACAGCCCAACUCCUCACAUCCUCCACCCCCAUCACCCUCCAAUCCCAACGGCUCAAUCAGUCCUCCAGUAUCCCCCAACAGGCCGCAACUCCAUCUCCUAGCCUACCCCCAAACAGAUCCAACUCUCAGUCCUCAGUACUCCCCAACCAGCCAAACGUCCAGUCCUCCAGUACGCUCCACAGCCAACUCCAGGCUCCUCCGUACCCGCAAACAGUCAACUCCGAGUCUCCAGUACUCCCAACAGGCCCAACUCCAGUCCUUCCAGACCCCCACAGCCCAACUCCAUCUCCCAUACCCCCAACAGCCAACUCCAGUCCUCCAGUAUCCUCAACAAAAAGCCCAACUCCAGUCCUCCAGUACCCCCAAAGCCCAACUCCAGCCUCCUCCAGUACUCCCAACAGCCCAACAUCCAGUUCCUUCCACCAACUCCAGUCCUCCAGUAUCCCCAAGCAGUUCCAAACUCCAGUCCUCCAGUAAUACCCCAACAGUCCAACUCAGUCCUCCAGUACCACGAGCCCCCCAGUCCUCCAAUACACAGUCCUCGCUGCCAGUAUCCAAAAGGGGCCAACAGCCCAAAGUCCACGUCCCGUCAGUAGCCGAGGUGACCGCCCAACAGUCCAACGUACAGUCUCUCAGUCCUCCAUUCCACCUCCCAACAGUCCAACUCCAGUCCUCCAGGUACCCCCCAACACAGCCCAGAGUCUCCAGUCCCCAGUGCACCUCCCAACAGCACAAUAUCUUCCGAGAUCCUCCAGUACCCCCACAGCCCAAUUUCAGUCCUCCAGUAUCCCGCAACAGGCCCAACUCCAGUCCAUCCAAGUACCCCCAACAAGCCACAACUCCAGUCUCCAGUACCCCCAACAGCCCAACUCCAGUCCUUCCAGUUUACCCCCAACAAGCCCCAAAUACCAGUCUCCGAGUACCCCAACAGCCCAACCUCCAGUCCUCCAGACCCCCAACAGUUUCUCCGAGUACCCCCAAAACAGCCAAACUCCAGUACACCCAACAGCCCGAACUCCAGCCUUCAGUACCCCCAACAGGCCCAACGCCAGAUCCUUCCAGUUACCCCCAAACAGUCCAACUCCAGUUCCUGUACCCCCAGAACCCAACUCCAUCCUCCAGCUACCCCCAACAGCCCAACCAGUCCUCCAGUACACCCAAACAGCCCACUCCAGAAUCCUCCAGUACCCCCAACAGCCCAACUCCAGUCCUCAGUACCCCCAACAAGCCCAACUUCCAGUGCCUCCAGGGACUCCCCAACAGUCCAACUCAAAGUCCUCCAGACCCCCACAGCCACAACUCCAUCCGUCCAGUACCCCAAAACAGUCACAACUCCAGUCCUCCAGUUUACCCCCAACAGUCCAACUCCAGUCCUCAGUACCCGCCUAACAUUUCCCAACUCCAGUCCCCAUUACCCCCGAGACAGUCCAACUCCAGUCCCCAGUACCCCCAACAGCCCAACUCCAGUGCCGCCCAGUACCCCCAUAUCAGUCCAACUCCAUCCUCCAGUACCCCUAACAUCCCAAUCCAGUCCUCCAUACCCCCAAUAGUCCAACUCCAGUCCUCAGUACCCCUCAACAGCACAAACUCCAGUCCUUCAGUACCCCAACAGCCCAACUCCAUGUUCCUCCAGUUACCCCCAACAGCCCAAAACUUCCAGUCCUCCCAGUACCCUCAACAGCACAAACUCCAAAGUCCUCCGUUACCCCCAACAGCCCAACUCCAGUCCGCCAGUAAAACCCGCCAACAGCAAAUCCAGUCCUCCAUACCCUCAACAGCACAACUCCAGUCCCCAGUAACCCCCAACAGUCCAACUCCAGGUCCGCCGAGUACCCCCAACAUGAAGCCCAAUUCCAGUCCUCCAGUACCCCCAACACCACAACUCCAGUCAUCCAACAGUGCCAACUUCGCAGUCCUCCAUCCAACUCCAUCCCCUGUACCCCCACAGCCCAAACUCCAUACCCACAACAAAAAACCCAACUCCAUCCUCCAGUCCUCCAACAGCGCCCAAACUCAGUCCUCAGUACCCCAACAGUCCAUCUCCACGGUCCUCCUUACCCCAAACAGCACCCAACUCCCAGUCCUCCAGUACGCCCAACAGCCAACACCAGACCCCACAGUCACCUCCAUCAUUACCCCCACAGCCCAACCUCCUCCAGUACCCCCAACAGCCAAAUCCCUCCUCAUACCCCCAAAGUCCCAACUCCAGUCCUCCAGUACCCCCAACAGCCCAACUCAUCUCUCCAACGACCCUAUCCUCCAGUACCCCCAACGCCAACUCCAGUCCUCCAUACCCCAACAGCCACAACUCCAGUCCUCCAUACCCCCAACAGCCAACUCCAUCCUCUAUACCCCAACAGUCCAACUCCAGUCCUCACAGUACCCCAAACAGCCCAACAUCCAGUCCUCAACCCCCAACAGCCCAACUCCAUCCUCAGACCCCAGACAGUCAAACUCCAUCCUCCAUACCCCCAAACAGCCCAACUCCAUCCUCCGUACCCCCAACAGCCCAACUCCAUGCCUCCAGCUCCUCAGUAACCCCCAACAGCCCAACUCCAUCCUCAAAAACAGUACCCCCAACAAUGCCCAACUCAGUCCUGCAAACCCCCCCCCGCCCCCACGCCACCGUCAGCCCCACUCUAACCCCUCUACCCUGGCAUCCCAGAAACCCCCCCCCCACCCGUACCGUCAGGUCACCUCUCUACCCUGGAUCCGCAGACCCCCCCCACUCACCCUCUACCGCUGGAUGCCCAGACCCCCCCCCCCCCCCCACGUACGUCCGUCAGUCAGCGGCGCUCUACCCGCUUGGAUUCCAGACCGCCCCUCCCCCACGUACGUCAGUCACCCCUCUAAGCCCCUGGGAUCCCAGACCCCCCCCCCACGUACUGUCAGUCCCGCUCUCCCUGGAUCCCAGACCCCCGCCCCCGCCGCCCACGACUAUCCGUCACCCCACCCCAUCCCGCCCUCCACCAGCACGCUCACACUCUACCGAUCAGCCCCCCGCCCCACCCGUCCCCACACCUCGCCCAACCCCCCCCCCGCACAAUAUCUCAGCUUGAAUGUUGACCAACCACCUAAGCUCAACCUCGACAAGACGGAGCUGCUCUUCCUCUCAGGGAAGGCCUGCCCAUUCCAAGAUCUUUCCAUCAGCGUUGACAACUCCACGGUGUCCCCCUCCUAG